Molecule: messenger RNA, 321 nt
Organism: Staurois parvus
Lineage: Eukaryota; Metazoa; Chordata; Amphibia; Anura; Ranidae
Source: the annotation of a GenBank genome assembly
GUCAGAGACUACAUACAUACUACAGGAGACGGUCAGAGACUGCGGGCAUACGACAGGAGACGGUCAGAGACUGCGGGCAUACUACAGGAGACGGUCAGAGACUGCAGGCAUACUACAGGAGAUGGUCAGAGACUGCAGGCAUACCAUAGGAGACGGUCAGAGACUGCAAACACAAUAGAGGAAAUGAUCAUAGACUGUAGACAUGGUUCAGAAGAGGGUCAGAGAAUACGGACAUACUACAAGAGACGGUCAGAGUCUGCGGACAUACUACAGGAGAGGGUCAAAGAUCGCAAGCGUACCACAAGAGAAUGUAGAUGUCAG